Messenger RNA from Plutella xylostella (diamondback moth), 2161 nucleotides. Lineage: Eukaryota; Metazoa; Arthropoda; Insecta; Lepidoptera; Plutellidae. The record is from RefSeq and is a predicted model, not a curated record.
GCAGUGUGAAUAGCGAUGGCGGAUACUACAGAAUCUACAGAUUUGUUUAGUCGACUUGACAAAAGAGUGCGGGCUUGACGUUCGCGCCUAUUUUUGUAUUAGGUACGGUUGUUUUACUUUAUAAAAAGUUUAAAACUUCGUAUAAACAUUAUGUGAAACUAAGUAAAGGAUUGGGAAAACUUUAGUGAUGUGAUUUGUAAUUGUGUGAAACUUUCUGAAAACUUGUUGGUGGUUUUUUAAAUUAUUUCGUAAGAUGAUUUGGGAAACAAUGUUUUGGACUGUCUUCGCUUUGAUAACGGCUGCAGAGGCGUGCAUGAUGGGUGAUCAAUGCGACUGGACCGGCAGCGGUCUCUCCUACACGUCCUCUCAAGAGCGAGGGGUGACUCCAGUCUACCUGCGAUGCCGCGAGGGGGCAGUCACCUGGAUGUACCCGCGGGGGGCGCUGCGGCUGCUGUUCCGCCCCCCGCUGCCGGGCGACGAGCGGGACUUCUCCGUCUGCGUCCGGGUCAUCCGGAGGGACGACCCGCCUGACCUGUUCCGGGAGGUGGAGAUUGGGGCGGAGGAUAUUGAAGUAGUGAAGCCGCAGCGUUUCCCGGCGCGUCUGUUCGUGGAGAGCCCGCACAAGCUGGUGCCGCUGUACGCCCCCGACGACGGCGACCCGCGCGAGCUGCGCUGCUUCCGGAGCCGCAAGGGACGCGCCGCACUCUACGUCGAGGCCGAACCAGAGGAGGGACCCACCAAGAGAACCGCCACCCUCAGAUACGAAGCCCGCCCCCUAAAUAGAAGGCACUACGACCCCGCCACCGCAGACUGCAGGCCCUGCUCCGAAGCGGAGAUGGAACUCGCCUUCUGCACCAGCGAUCUAGUAUCCCGCGGCAUAAUCGUGGGCAGUGAGAAUCGCCUGGACCUGGACAGCACCCAGCUGACGCUGCGGGUGACCAAGCUCAUCCGCGCUCUCGGCAGAGAAGAGGACCCCCGGGAUGAGAAGCCACAGGAUGACGAUGAAUAUUACAGAUACGACACGGAGAAUCGUCUCGACACGACGACUCACAGGAACCACAGGCGGCGGCGGAAAGAGCGCUCCCUACACGCACACGUUCACGUGGCGUCAGCGUGCGGCGCCGCGCAGGGCUCCGGAGAGUUCCUCGUCAUGGCACGACGGAGGCUCGGCCGGUACUCACUGGUCUGCGCGCCCAGAAUAGAAGACUGGAUCGACCUGGUCAAGAGAAGAAAAGCCGACGGCAGCGCCUAUUGCGUUCUACAGCAUUGAAUGGUUUUGAACGUAACGGUUUUCAAAAUGGCGGCGUGUGGUUGGUUGUGGACUUUAAGUUUGUUGUUGUAAAUAUAAGGUGAUGAUUGUAAGAUAUGGGAGUAUUGGUGUUGAAAUGUUUCAGUGUAAAUUGGUACAUAGAAAGUAAAGUUAUUACCUAUUAGCUUGCCAUAUAAUAGCUUGUUUCAAAAUGCAAUAAUGUACAAAUGUAUUUAGUUACUGUAAAUAGUUAUAACAGAGAAAUACAUAUAUGCCUAUUUAGUUAGUAGAGAAAAGUGUGGUCCAGAGUGCCAAAUUGUAUAAGAUCUUCAUUCAUAGAUGUAAGGUUGAUCUCAACUGUACAUAUUUUUAAUAUAAAAGAGUUUAAAUACCGUAACAUUAAGGUAAUAUAGACCGAUAUCGCACAAAACUUGGUGCUGUUACAGUUAUGAUAACAAAUAACUUAAGUAUUUCAGUUCUUCCGUUUAAAAAAUGAUAUGUAAAUAGUUUACAAUUGAUGAAUAUAUAUUUGGAUUGAUAGAAACAUAAUUAUAUUUUGCUUUAUAUACCUACGUAAAAAGACGAUGUAAAAGUAGUGAUAUCGUAUAAGGUGCGAUAGUAGAUUGUUCUCAAUAAUAUAUUUUAAUGCUUAGUAGUUAAGACGAUUUGUGAUAUAGAAUACAAACAACGAUUAUUAACUUGAAAGUGCCUAUUGUAAAUAUAGAUGUUUCGUCUGCCUAGUUUUAAAAGAAAAGUCCUACCUUAACUACAUCAUAGUAUAAUGUGGCUUUGACACAGUGAACUUUUCUUUGUAAACAAGGUAUAAGAAACAUUAGGAUAUUGCAAGAAAAAGUUUAUAAAUAUAUGUGUAGUGAAAAGAGCUGUUGAAUAAAAACAUUCAAAAUAUUAUAA